Molecule: messenger RNA, 3554 nt
Organism: Triplophysa rosa
Lineage: Eukaryota; Metazoa; Chordata; Actinopteri; Cypriniformes; Nemacheilidae
Gene: dek
Product: DEK proto-oncogene
Exons: 11
Coding region: 155-1513 (452 amino acids)
Biological process (GO): chromatin organization; regulation of double-strand break repair
Cellular component (GO): nucleus
Molecular function (GO): histone binding; DNA binding
Source: RefSeq, a predicted model, not a curated record
GUGCCCUAUGAGAGUAAUUCUACUUCCAUAAAAGUCCGCGUGGUCACGUGACAGCCCGCCCUCUCUUUUCAAACGCCAUGUUUACUGCGCACCUCCUCCAUCACAACCAAUUGGCAGCAGCGCUAACGUAUGAUGCAACUGAGUGAUCCCAAACAUGAGUGAAGCAGUGGAUACUGGUAAGACGGAGGAUAUGCCUCCUUUGGAUGAAGACGCUGGAGUGGAGCAGAAAGAUGCAAAGUGCGAUGUGGUGCAGGAUGAAUCGGAAAAAGCUGAAACUAGAAACAGAACUUGUCAAAUCGUUGAAGGAAAACGAGAGAAGAAAGUGGUUCAGAGACUUGAUAUGCAGAUGUGUAAACCAAAGGAAAAGGCGAAGAUUGAGAGCACCGGAAAAGGCGUCAAACUUGGAGACAUUGCACGAAUUAAUCACUGCAUCGGAAAACUGAAAGCCCCUCUUCUGAAACCACUGCACAAGAUUGUAUAUGAUCGACCCGGAGCUGCGUCAUCGCUGAGGAAAAAUCUUCGGCUGUUUAAUGGGUUCACUUUCGAUGUUGACAGUGACCCUUACAGCAAAAAGUUGCUAAAAGUGAUAAGGCUUCCGAAAACACAGCUCAAAACUAUCUGUCAAACUCUUGAUCUGGAGAGGUCUGGAAAGCAAAGUGUUCUUGCAGAAAGGAUCAUGACAUUUCUUCUAUGUCCAACCAACUCCGGGAAGCCUGUUUUAAAGAAGAAGAAAAGAAAGACAACCAAAGAUGUCAAAGGUGACAAGUCUUCAUCCAAAAGUAAAAAGCCACAAAAAAAAGUGGAAGGUGGGAAGUCUAGAGCCAUCGUCACUGAUUCCAGCAGUGAUGAUGAUGACGACGAUGAUGAAGAUGAAGAGGAAAAAAAAGAUAAUAAUAAGAGCACUGAGAAGUCAACGGCAGUGAGUCAGAAGCGUAACAACAGUGAAAGUCAAUCUUCUGAUAAAGGGGAAGAUGAUGAAGACGAUGACAAUGAGGAAGAUGGUGAGGAAAAGCAGAAUGAUGCUCCUGACAGUGAGGAGGAAAAAAAAUCACCUCGUAAGAAGAAAUCUCCUGCCAAGAAACAACCUGCGACAAAGAAAUCUGAGCAAAAGUCUGAUGAGUUAACAACAGAUGACAGUGACCAAUGCAGUAAGGAAGAAAAGACUGUCAAAAAGACAACAAAGAAACCUGCAAAAAGAAAAGCUCCAGUGAAGCCCGUCCCCAAAACCAAGAAAGCUGACAGCAGUAGUAACAGGGGGAAAAAGACAGCAAGCAAGAGCAAAUGUGAUGAUAGUGACAGUUCUGACGAUGAUCAGCCAUUGAUCAAGAUGAUUAAAAAGCCACCAAGCGAUGAACAGCUGAAGGCAACAAUCCAGGAUCUGCUCAAAGAUGCAAACUUGGAGGAAGUCACAAUGAAGCAACUCUGCCGACAAGUUUUCGACAAAUACCCAGACUUUGAUCUGACCAGCAGGAAGGACUUUAUCAAGGACACUGUUAAAAGUGUAAUAUCCUAAAGGGAAAAACUGCUUUAUUUAAAAAGAGGGCGAGGGUGAAGAUGAUGCAUCAAAACUCUAUUUUCAUGACAUCACUUGUUUUGUUUUUUGUCUUUUUAUAUGAAGUUUCUGAGCUUUCCAUCAAAUUAAGCUUUUUUGUAUUUUAAAGUAUUAUUGUGUUGAUUUGAGACAAUUGAUCAUGAAUAUUGGAUUUUGUUUUUAUUUAUCAGUUAACCAAAUAUUACAAAUUUUAUAAUUAUAUUUUUUUGGAUUGUAAAAGGGGCUGUGAGGGGCCAUUCGAAAAUUUAUGCAAGACCUUGUCACUACUACAACACCUUUAAUACGCAUAGUUUUAUGAGCAAAGUCAAAAGUUUAUGUCAUAAUUGUGUUCAGUGAGCCCACAAGUCAUUUCGGGUUGUAUGUGUAUUUCUGUUGAUAUAGGAUUUAAUGUUUUUAUUACUAGCUUGUAGGGCUGUCACGAUUAUGAAAUUUGAUUGACGAUUAAUUCUAAUAAAUCAUUGCGAUUAUGGCGAUUAAUUGUCUGUUUUUGAGCUUUGCCAUUUAAUUCUCAUUCAUUUUUUAUUCAGCGAUUGAAACGACCAUAUUGUUCUGAAUACAAGACUGUUUUUUUCAUGGAAAUACAUCGGAAAAAAUUGGGUCAUCAUAUAUUUAAGGUUUAGGCUUUUACCUGUCAAUAAUACAACCACCAAAUACUUGUAAAUGAAGUAAAUUCAUCAGGUGUGAAUUGAAGCCACCAUUAAAAUUUGAUUUCAAAUUUUUUCUCACUUGCAAGACUACAGUAAAAUUUUACUUGUGUGUUAAUGAAAUUUUGGUAGACUGGUUUUCACACUGAGAUUUGCUUAAAUAAUAUUAAAUUGUACUGCAGGUAAUUUGUAUAUGUUUUAGUUUUUUUUUAAGUGAUUGUGUUGUGGUGAUACAUUUUACAAGUAUUACCAUGCUUUAGUAACAAUAUAUACACUAAAAUAUGCAAUAUGCAGAUGCACUACAGCUCCCCCUAGUGUCUUCUAUAGAGAUGUGCGAUAAUUGCGAUGAGGUCAAACAAUCGCGAUGAGACGAUUAUUUAAUAAUCGUGACAGCCCUACUAGCUUGUAUAAAGACUUGGCUGAUUUGGUUGAUUUACCUUCCCUUAAUCUUUGCUUCAUAGUUAGAUUUUUGUGUUGUGUAAAUACAUGCUCCUAUGUGCAUUUGGAUCUUAUUGUAUUUUAAAUACAAGUCAUAGAACAAGGUCUCAAAUCUGUCAUGUUAUUCAUAGCUUUGGAUCAGUUGUUAAUGAUAUAGUUUUGGGAUGAGAUUGGAAUCAUGGUUGAUCUAUUAAGUUUAGCGGUUAUCCUCAGUGAUAGUUUCAUCAAAAUGAAUGUUACCGCAAACCAGAACACUGAAGACAUAGCAACUAUUUAUAUUACAGGUAAGUGUCUACUCUAAACCUAUAUGAAUAAUUUACUUUCAUUGGAGACGACAAUGUAUCGAAGAUGUUGAGUUUUCUGUUUAAUACAUUGACAGCAACUAAAACAGGAUUGAAUCUCUCAAAUCUGCAAGACAUUUUGUGUUCAACGAAGUAUUGGGUUUGAGACAUUGUGUAAAUUAUGACAAAUAAAUGUUUGUAAACUACAUCUAGAUGUGAAGAGAUUGGUUCCAAAAUGAGUUAAUGCCUAACAAUUUUUCAAAAAACAUGUUUUUGUGCAUUCUAAUUAAUAUAAAUCAAACUGCAGUUAGUUUGUUUUGAUGUAAGCCAUAAUAACAAUAAAUACAGCUAACUAACACAAUAAAAACAUGAUAGCAUAAUAAAAAGCAUGAUUGAAACGGAUUUAUCUUAUUUUGGAACCAAACUCUUCAUGCGUCUCAUUUAAAUUCUUUACUGGGUAGCUUACGUAAAAUACCACGUUCCCUGACCGGGAACCCGAACCCGGGCCGCGGCGGUGAGCGCCGAAUCCUAACCACUAGACCUGUUGCUAUGUUAAAUUAAUUAUUAGAUAAAUUAUUUUAUUUAAUGCUAUUUCUUGAUUUUUAAAAACUAUUUUAAAUAAAAUACAACCACCAAAGA